Messenger RNA from Budorcas taxicolor (takin), 894 nucleotides. RefSeq names its product allergen Bos d 2-like. The transcript is spliced from 9 exons. The record is from RefSeq and is a predicted model, not a curated record. Lineage: Eukaryota; Metazoa; Chordata; Mammalia; Artiodactyla; Bovidae. Gene Ontology annotation, molecular function: odorant binding; small molecule binding. The coding region runs from base 1 to 894 and encodes 297 amino acids.
AUGUGCAGUGAAUGGUAUAUGGGUUCAAACUUUUUCGAACUGAUUCCUGUGUCAGAGAACUCAUUAGCAAUCUACGGUGAAAACUUUGAUGAUGUGAAGGUUACAAAAGUGACUCAACUCCUUGCCAAAGGAGAUGGCGCCACUGAAGAAGAAAUUCAGCAGUAUAAGGAACUCAACAAAGAAAGGGGGAUUCCACCAGAACAUAUAGAAGACCUCACUCAAACAGAGACAUAUCCUAUAAAAAGUGAAACCAAUUCACAGCCUAUCCAACAAGUAGCACACUCUCACCUUCUCUGGAAGAAGGACCAUGUGAGUCACAAGAUAAAGGUUCUGUUGCUGACUCUUAUCCUUGUCCUGGUUUGCGCUGCCCAGGAAACUCCAGCUGAGAUAGACCUCUCACAGGUUACAGGAGAGUGGCACACCAUUUACGCAGCUGCAGAUAACAAGGAGAAGAUUGUGAAAGGGGGCCCGCUGAGGUGUUACUAUCAUCAGAUUGAAUGUAUCAACGACUGCAAAUACCCCUCCCUUACAUUUUACACCAAGGAUGACGGGAGAUGCCAGUUAUUCACAGAAGUGCUAAAGAGACAAGAAGGAGAUGUUUACGUCAUAGAGUUCACGGGUACAAAUGUUUUGCAAUUGAUUUAUGUAUCGGACAACAUGGUGGUAACUUAUUUUGAAAACGACGAUGGAGAGAAGAUCACAAAAAUAACUGAAGGUGUUGGCAGAGGAGACAGCUUCACUCAAGAAGAACUUCAGAAGUAUCAGGAGCUGAACAGUAAAAGGGGGAUUCCAAAUGAAAAUAUAGAAAAUGUCAUCGAAACAGGCUCAAAGAAACAAAUAAAGGAAGAAUACGAGCAGCACCGAAGCAGGAAUGUAUCCCAAUCAUACGUAUGA